UGUUAUUAGGCUGGGAGGGAACAGUACAUAGCUUUUUCACAGUCUGAAAGACAAGGUGAGCAACUGACGAAUUCAGAUAUACAUUACAUUUUCCACAUCAACUUUAAAGAGUACCGGGUUACUUUGACCUAUAAUGGCGACACCCAACCAGAGUCGAACUCCUCGCGUCGAGAGCUCGCCUCUCUCCCCAAACCGCAUCACGCGUCUUCAAGAGAAGGACGACUUGUGCAACCUCAACGACCGAUUGGCCGUCUACAUAGACAAGGUGCGCUCUCUGGAAUCGGAGAAUGCGGGGCUGCGGCUGCGCAUUACUGAGUCGGAGACCGAGAUCAGCCGGGAGCUGACGGGCAUGAAGGCCGCUUAUGAGGCCGAGCUAGCUGAUGCCCGGCAGACACUGGACUCGGUGGCCAAGGAGCGCGCACGCCUGCAGCUGGAGCUGGGCAAAGUGCGGGAGGACUAUAAGGAGCUUAAGGCCAGGAACACAAAGAAGGAGUCUGACCUGGCCGGGGCACUCCUCCGUCUGAAGGACCUGGAGGCUUUGUUGAACUCUAAGGAUGCGUCUCUGACCACUGCCCUAGGAGAGAAACGCAACCUGGAGGCUGAAGUCAGGGACCUGAAGACCCAGCUAGCCAAGCUGGAGACCAGCCUGAGUGAUGCUAAGAAGCAGUUGCAAGAUGAGAUGCUAAGGAGAGUAGAUGGAGAAAAUCGCAUCCAGACCCUUAAGGAAGAGCUGGAGUUCCAGAAGAACCUCUACAAUGAGGAGCUGAAAGAGACCAAGAGACGUCAUGAGUCCCGCAUUGUAGAGCUGAGUAAUGGAAAACAGGAGGACUUUGACAGCCGGCUGGCUGAGGCCCUGAUGGAGAUGCGCACUCAGCAAGAGCUACAGAUCAAGUUGUACAAGGAAGAUAUAGAGAAGACCUAUACAUCUAAGCUGGAGAAUGCCCAUCAGUCUGCUGACAGGAACAGCCACCUGUUGGGGGCUGCCCAUGAGGAGCUUCAGCAGACCAGAGUACGCGUCGAAUCCAUGUCCACUCAACUCAGCCAGCUGCAAAAACAGUUGGCAGCCCGUGAAGCGAAGGUCAGGGACCUGGAGGAGGGGUUGUCUCGCGAGAGGGAAACCACACGCCGUCUGCUAGGGGAGAAGGAGAGAGAAAUGGCUGAGAUGAGACAGAGGAUGCAGCAGCAGUUGGAUGAAUAUCAGGAGCUGCUGGAUGUGAAACUGGCCCUGGACAUGGAGAUCUGUGCUUACAGGAAACUAUUGGAGGGAGAGGAGCAGAGACUACGUCUGUCCCCAAGCCCUUUUCCACAAGCAACGGAAAGAUGCCCCUCUGGCUCGGGUGCCCGCACCGUCCACUGCAAUUCCUCUACAAAAAAGCGCCGUCUCAAUGACAAUGACAGCGACGUCUCCAGCCUGAUAGGUGGCAGUGUGGCACGAACACGCAUCACCCAGCAGGCGUCUGCUAGAGGACGUGUCACUGUGAGUGAAGUGGACCUGGACGGGAAGUUUGUGCGGCUCAGCAAUCAAGCAGAUGAGGACCAAAACCUGGGCAACUGGCUGUUGAAGCGACAGGUGGGCUCAGGCGCCACCAUCACGUUCAAGUUUCCCCCUAAAUUCUCCCUGAAGGCCGGCCAACGGGUCACGAUCUGGGCAUCUACAGCAGGUGGUAGCCACAAUCCCCCUUCCGACCUGGUGUGGAAGAACCAGACAUCAUGGGGCAUUGGAGACCAGUUCCAGACCACUCUGAUCAGUGCCAGUGGAGAGGAAAUGGCUAUGAGGAAGGUGACCCGUAUCCUAUUUGAGGAUGAUGACGAAGAUAUGGUGGCCCAUAGCACAUGCGGUGGAGAUGGUGAGUAUAACCUGCGGAGCCGAUGUGGCUCUUGUGGCCUGCCAUCGGAAAACAAGUCCGUCAGCGGUUUCUCUCUGUCCUCUGCCUCCCGCUCCAUCCGCAGUGGGGGAAUUACUGAUGGCCUCCUCCCACACUCCUAUGUUGUAAGCAGCAGCACGCCACGUAAGAGUGGCUCUAGAAUGGAGAACUGCCCCAUCAUGUGAGGCAGUGCAAUUAUAGCUAUCGUACUUUUGCUUCUUUUUUUACAUACAUAUAUCUUUUUUAUACUCUUUAUACAGUAUGUAAAAAAAAAUUAUAAAAAUGCAAAUAUUUACCUUGUAGUAUUUCUAUCUGCGUACUUUAUAUUUGAAUGUUGUUUAGUUCCAGACAAAGCACAUUCAUUUGUUGGGCUGAACAUUAUAUUUGACCACUGUUGCCAUGCCAGCAAUACAUUUUUGUAAUGGAUUUAUGCAUGUUAUGCCUUCAGUCUUGCUUUUAAAGAGUAGAAUAGAAUAACUUUGCAUGGAUCAAUAAAAUACACAAAAAAAUGAUUUUAUUACUGUAGAUAACUUCACUUCUUUAAUGUUGCACAUUGUAUAAGCUUUUUCUGUUCAUUGUAUAAACCUUUUUCAUUUUUGUGCCUCACUGAUGUUAUGGU
Esox lucius (northern pike) is the source of this 2484-nucleotide messenger RNA. Its product is annotated as lamin-A. Bases 134 to 2050 code for a protein of 638 amino acids. NCBI's taxonomy places the organism in Eukaryota, Metazoa, Chordata, Actinopteri, Esociformes, Esocidae. The transcript is spliced from 13 exons. The record is from RefSeq and is a predicted model, not a curated record.